ACAAAAUCUGGAAUUGCCCUGCUGUAUAACAAGGAGACCAGUAACACUUAUGAUGUCCGUCUAAAGCUGACAAAAGAGGUGUUAACCAUACAGAAGCUGGAUGUGGUUUGUACGAGAGGGGGUGACCCACAAUUCAAUGUAAGUACUUAGGCUUUACCUUGACAUUAGGGGGGUGGGCGCAAAAAGUGGGUUUGCCCAUAUUUGGCUUAACCAGGCACACAUAACUAACACUUUAAACUCAAACUGGUAUUUGUGUGCAAAUAUAUUUGUGCUCCUGUUACUCAGCGUUCAUUGAAGGUGACCUGAAGUGACUUCAGUUCCGUUCACAUUAAUACCUAUCCCUGAUGAUGACGAGACCUCAGCUGGCUCAAGCUUUUCACAUCCUGACACUGAUGUGUAUAGCUUACGAUAGCUUUAGUUAGAUAUAAUGGGCAUAUGAAAGAUGUGAUUCACAUUUAGGUUUAGUAUAGUAGCUUUAGUUUAUAUGCUUCGUGUCGUACCUGCUAAAAAAGUCACAACCCACGCCCUCUUGUGUACAAUUGUUUUAAUAUAUUGCAUUGAAAGUCUCUAAAAUGACUCUAUAAGAAGCAGGGGCGGAUUGGCCGUCUGGCAAUUCUGGCAAAUGCCAGAUGGGCUGGACAAUUUUUUCGUUGGGUCUGUUAACAUGUUUUAUAAAUAUGUAUCUGUUCUACUAAUCUAUAAUGAGCCUUUGGCUGAACCGUGGCAAGAUGGAUCUUCCCGGGUUUUCUGAUAGGCUGAGCUGAGGUCAUUCAAGUACGUACAUAAGCUAUAUGGAAUUGUUUUAAGAAGGUCAUACUAAGGAUUUAGCUAUUUGGUUCAGAAUUUUAAGACCCCUUGAAGUAUCCAAGAAAUAUAUAGCAAUUAUUUGAUUAAACACUAUUUUGGGCCUUACUACUAUUAGCCUAUUCAAAGGCAUUUAGUAACAGAUUCACUACAUAGAACAACAGAUAGUACCCCAUAAAAAUCCAAAGGAAGUUUGUUCUGAGAGUGUCUGUGCUAUCUGAGAGAUAUAAGAAAGAUGAGGAAACCAAUGUUUUUGUGUUUUCUUCUUCUUCACGUAUUUAACCCCUUAUAUUUGGCAUUAAACAGUGUCCAUAUACUGGGCAUUCGGGAAGUAUUCAGACCCCUUCCCUUAUUCCACUUUUGUUACAGCCUUAUUCUAAAAUGAAUUAAAGCGCUCUGGAGGUCAUUGAAAACAUUGAAGGUCCCCAUGAACACAGUGGCCUCCACCAUUCUUAAAUGGAAGUAGAGCUGGCCGCACUGCUAAACUGAGCAAUCGGGGGAGAAGGGCCUUGGUCAGGGAGGUGACCAAGAACCCGAUGGUCACUCUGACAGAGCUCCAGAGUUCCUCUGUGGAGAUGGGAGAACCUUCCAGAAGGACAGCCAUCUCUCCAGCACUCCACCAAUCAGGCCUUUAUGGUAGAGUGGCCAGACGGAAGCCACUCCUCAGUAAAAGGCACAUGACAGCUCCCUUGGAGUUUCCCAAAAGGCACCUAAAGGACUCUCAGACCAUGAGAAACAAGAUUCUCUGGUCUGAUGAAACCAAGAUUGAACUCUUUGGCCUGAAUGCCAAGCGUUACGUCUGGAGAAAACCUGGCACCAUCCCUACGGUGAAGCAUGGGGGUGGCAGCAUCAUGCUGUGGGGAUGUUUUUCAGCGGCAGGGACUGGGAGACUAGUCAGGAUCGAGGGAAAGAUGAACGGAGCAAAGUACAGAGAGAACCUUGAGCGCUCAGGACCUCUGUCACGAUCGUCGGGAACAGAGGACCCAGGCGCAGCGUUGCAGGCAAACAUACUCUUUAUUUAGCGAUAUUCCGACAACAUAAACAUAAACGAUAACGUGACAGUUCACGGUCUAACACAAACCAACUAGAAACAAGAUCCCACAACAACUGUGGGAAAACAGCCUGUAUAAAUAUGGUUCCCAAUCAGAGACAACCAGCACCAGCUGACACUCGUUGCCUCUGAUUGGGAACCAAUCUGGCCAACAUAGAAAUGCACCUACUAGAUAAACAAAUGAAACGCACACCCUGGCUCAACAUACAAGUGUCCCCAGAGCCAGGGCGUGACAACCUCAGACUGGGGCCAAGGUUCACCUUCCAACAGGACAACGACCCUAAGCACACAGACAAGACAACACAGGAGUGGCUUCGGGACAAAUAUCUGAAUUUCCUUGAGUGGCCCAGCCAGAGCCCGAACUUGAACACGAUCAAACUUUUCUGGAGAGACCUGAAAAUAGCUGUGCAGCGACGCUCCCCAUCCAACCUGACAGAGCUUGAGAGGAUCUGCAGAGAGGAAUGGGAGAAUGAAGAUGUGCUUCUAGCAUCACAAAUAUUUAAGGCUGUGAUCGCUGCCAAAGGUGCUUCAACGAUUUUUUUAUUUAAUCAAUUUUAGAAUAAGGCUGUAAUGUAACAAAAUGUGGAAAAAGGGAAGGGGUCUGAAUACUUUCCGGAUGCACUGUAUAUUUAUACACUACCAGUCAAAAGUUUGGACACACCUACUCAUUCAAGGGUUUUUCUUUAUUUGUACUAUUUAUUACAUUGUAGAAUAAUAGUGAAGACAUCAAAAUAUGAAAUGGCACAUAUGGAAUCAUGUAGUAACCAAAAAAGUGUUAAACAAAUAUAUUUUAUAUUUGAGAUUCUUCAAAUAGCCACCCUUUGCUUUGAUGACAGCUUUGCACAGUCUUGGCAUUCUCUCAACCAGCUUCAUGGGUUAUUUUAAGAAUUAGUUUAACAGUUUUUUGGUCACUACAUGAUUCCAUAUGUGUUAUUUCAUAGUUUUGAUGUCUUCACUAUUAUUCUACAAUGAAUGAGUAGGUGUUUCCAAACUUUUGACUGGUAGUGUAGAUGUACACUACCAAUCAAUAGUUUGGGGUCACUUAGAAAUGUCCUUGUUUUCUAAAGAAAAGCCAUUUUUUUGUCCAUUAAAAUGACAUCAAAUUGAUCAGAGAUACAGUGUAGACAUUGUUAAUGUUGUAAAUGGCUAUUGCAGCUGGAAACGGCAGAUUUUCUAUGGAAUAUCUACAUAGGCGUACAGAGGCCCAUUAUUUUGCUAUAUUUCCUAUUCAAACUCAUUUCAUGUAUGUUUUCAUGGAAAUCAAGGACAUUUCUAAGUGACCCCAAACUUUUGAACGGUAGUGUAUGUAAUUCAUAACUAUUGUACAAAAAAAAAAUCUGGAAAUUCUGGAAGUCCUAUUUUGACAGUAAAAUAUAGCAACCAUGAACCCACAAUUCAUGACAAUCACUGUAUAAGUUUGCAACAUCAAAAUAUCUUGAAUCAUGCAUUUCUGCUUGGAUGUUAGAUGAAACAAGUUGUUUCUUGAAUACCUCAGUAUUCUAUUUAUUACACGUCUUAAAGUUGGAUUCGUACGAAUUGGAUUUGUAACAUAUCAUAUCAUUUAUCAUAUUUUUUUGCAGGACGUAACAUAUCAUACGAAAUUGAUGACAUAGUACACAAUUGGAUGUAAAAGUUAUUGGAACCAGUGACGCCGUGUAAUAGUAAUUAAAGGGAUACUUUGUGAGUUUGACAACGAGGCCCUUUAUCUACUUCCACAGAGUCAGAUGAACUCGUGGAUACCAUUUUGUAUGUCUCUGUGUCCAGUAUGAAGGAAGUUAGAGGUAGUUUUGCCAGCCAAUGCUAACUAGCGUUAGCACAAUGACUGGAAGUAUAUGGGUAUCUACUAGCAUUCUAAACUACUGCUAACUUCCUUGAUACUGGACACAAAGACAUAAAAAUGGUAUCCGGUGGGAGUUGGCGGCGUGCGCAGUGUUGUGGGCUGGUGUGGAUAAAGUGCCAGGGCCAAAUUCUUGUCCCAGUCCGCCCCUGAUAAGAAGUUGUUACUGCCUUCUUUAUGUUUUUCUAUGGAGGCAUGCUGUAUCUUUCAAUAUUAUGGUUUUGAUAGUAAAGGCUAUCACCUGGAAGAUUAGCACAACAGUGUUACACUCCAACCUUGUUUCAACAUUUCUAUAUUAUUUUACCAAGGUCAAUUCCCAUUUUUUAAAGCACAGAACUGUCGUACUCCGAAGACAGGCAGCUGGAGGUCUGGGUCUAAGCAUCAAAGUAAGUGUUACAUUUUCAUCAAUACAAAUAUAAAGGCUACUGAAUCCAUGUCAGUCAUACAUGUAAUAGAUGAGGAGGUUCCUGUGUCUGCUAGAUCAAGGUACAAUUCUCUGUGGAAUGAAACGUUGAUGAUCUGCUUGGUUGUUUGGUGCAUAAAAGCUGAAAUAUUUUCCCUAGGUUUAUAUAAAUCUUACACUUUUGUGAUUAAUAAUUACCUUUCUCUUGUAACUCUCAGGGAGGCGCUGAGCAUAAAGUGCCUGUGGUCAUUUCAAAGAUGUUUAAAGAUCAAGUAGGUAAGUAUUGAAUGUUUCUCCCAGUGAUGUGGACUGAAACAUCUGCCAGUGAUGUGGACUGA
Messenger RNA from Coregonus sp. 'balchen', 4433 nucleotides. NCBI's taxonomy places the organism in Eukaryota, Metazoa, Chordata, Actinopteri, Salmoniformes, Salmonidae. The record is from the annotation of a GenBank genome assembly.